This is a messenger RNA of Knipowitschia caucasica, 486 nucleotides long. The record is from the annotation of a GenBank genome assembly. Lineage: Eukaryota; Metazoa; Chordata; Actinopteri; Gobiiformes; Gobiidae.
AUGAGCAACAGAGAGAGUAGACUAAAGUUUGGGCUGUCAGACUCUGCAGAGGACAGGGGCGGAGCUCAGGGCCAGACAGGGGCGGAGCUCAGGGCCAGACUGGGGCGGAGCUCAGGGCCAGACAGGGGCGGAGCUCAGGGCCAGACAGGGGCGGAGCUCAGGGGCAGAGCUCAGGGCCAGACAGGGGCGGAGCUCAGGGCCAGACAGGGGCAGAGCUCAGGGCCAGACAGGGGCGGAGCUCAGGGCCAGACAGGGGCGGAGCUCAGGGCCAGACAGGGGCGGAGCUCAGGGCCAGACAGGGGCGGAGCUCAGGGCCAGACAGGGGCGGAGCUCAGGGCCAGACAGGGGCGGAGCUCAGGGCCAGACAGGGGCGGAGCUCAGGGCCAGACAGGGGCGGAGCUCAGGGCCAGACAGGGGCGGAGCUCAGGGCCAGACAGGGGCAGAGCUCAGGGCCAGACAGGGGCGGAGCUCAGGACCCGAGCUUAG